CCCUUCCUUUCCUUGUCCUGUCGUCCCGGAAUCGUGGCACACACCUUGCGAGGGAGCAGAACGAGAGCGGUMGAGACCCAAGAAAUUGUUCACCGCAUCGACAAGAGAGCCUUUGUGUGUGGAUUGAACAUGUCCACGGCGCUAGCGACAAAGAAUCACCACACGUUCGYYGCAGUUUGCCAUCUCCUUCGUUUCCUGGUAUUUCUCGGAGCUUUUUCUCUGGUUGCUAGCYUYGYAUCGCCGACYGGUGUUGGAGUUGGUGCGAGCGAAGCCAAAAAGCGGGGAUUGUCUGCUAAAGCAUUAGCUUCGGCGAUGUCGUCUGUGACUUCAAAAGAUUCAACAAAYCUGACCAGUCCCUUGCUGGACGAAUCGUCCCAGUUGUUGCCGGCCUCCGACGGCAAAGCGGCAGCCAUGGGCCAGAGCAAGCGCAACCCCUCCGUUUCCUCGCUGUUGGCGAGCACAGGAAGCAGCGGCAACAAACACAGUAGCAACCGAGAACCGACUGCGAUCCAGAAACUCGUUCGACGGUGCACCGUCUUUUGGGUAGCUUUUCGAGUCUUUGUCGACUACAAGUGGGCGAACUACCGGGCAAAGCGACUCAAGAAACGGCUGGGUCUGUGGUCGUCCUCGCCCUCCGGGGCAAAGGACGACAACGAAAGCGACGAMCAUCCCGAGGUCCUCGCCUUCUGGUCCGGUGUCCACGAAACGAACGCGUCGAGGCUGCUCUCGCAGAUCAAGGGCCUGGCCGGAUUCUGGGUCAAGGUGGGCCAGUACCUGAGCACCCGCGCCGACAUUAUGCCACCGGAAUACAUUGCGUCCCUGUCCGAGCUCCAGGAYUCGAUGCCCCCCAAACCCUUCGGKGACGUCCUGGCCACGAUUUCGGAGGAACUGGGGCCCRAGGGCUUGAAGCUCAUCGAAUCGAUCGAUCCGGAACCCCUCUCGACGGCGAGUCUGGCGCAGGUCCACAGGGCCACCCUGAAACCAACGGAAGAUUCUAGUGGGACYGGUGCACCCCGGGAGGYGGUUCUGAAAGUCCAGCACCGGGGCGUCGCCUCGCUCAUGCUGCAGGACAUGGAAAACCUCCGUGUCAUUCUGGAGCUCCUGGCCAAAACGGAUCCGGAUCUGGACUUUGGUCCCAUCAUCCGAGAAUACAACCUGGAGGUGAAAAAAGAACUCGACUUUCGAACCGAGGCGGCAAACAUGGACGAGGUCCGGAGCGAGCUGCGCUCCAACAACGUCACGGCAAUCGUUCCGGAAACGAUCGAGGGGCUGGUACGGAAGCGCGUUCUGGUGAUGGAUUUCUGCCACGGCUUUCCGGUCAAGGACACGGCCUCGAUGGACGAGCGCGGGGUUGACCGGGAACUCCUCCUAGAGCGGGUCUGCCGGGCCUGGGCCGUCCAGAUGCACGUUGGRGGCCUGUUCAACGCCGACCCACACGGCGCCAACAUACUGGUGUCGACGGCGGACCCAAAGGACGCCUCGGUACCGGUCUUGUUGGACUUUGGUCUGACCAAGCGGCUGGACCCGCCCAUCAAGCUCGCCUUUGCCCGCCUCAUGCACUCGUCCUACGAGGGCGACGUCGACGCCCUGCUGAGGAGCUUCGAGGAAAUGGGCCUCAAGAUGAACCGGCACGACCCAAUGGAGGACAUGGCGAACAUGCAGCGCGGCUUUGGGGACACGGUUCCGCAAUCCCGGGCCAGGGACGCCCGCAAGCAGAAAAGCGCCGACUACAAAAGACGRGUGGAGGCACAGCGCACCGAGGAGGGGCUCGAGAAGGGCCAGAAGCUGCGGAACCCRGUCGAGGCCUGGCCGUCCGAGCUGGUCUUUUUCGGCCGGGUCACCAACAUGCUGAGGGGGUUGUGCUCGCAGCUCGACGUGAGCUACCCAUACCUGCAAACGAUGGCCGUGGCGGCACGGGAGACSCUCAAGUCCUCGGUCCCCAUCGAAGAGCACGCCACAACCCUGGUGCACCGCGAUUGCCCSCCGCUUGCGGGGGACRACGCCACUAGCGGCAGCAGASUUUCGACCGAUCUCGAGRAAAAACUGCGCGAGGCCCUCCCCCUCCUCGCCAAAGAAGGCCACAUGGUGGGUUUGCAGCUGUGUGUCCUCCGRGACGGAAAGGAGAUUGCCAACAUCGCGGCGGGAACGAUCGGCGUCGCAAACCCCAGGCCCGUGACGCCAUCGACUCUCUUCAACGUGUUUUCCGUCUCCAAGGGGGUCCUCACCGUUGGCGUGCUGCGCCUGGUGCAGGACGGGAGGAUCGAGAGCCUCGACGAUCCGGUCUGCAARUACUGGCCCGCCUUUGCUACCAAGCCCACCGUAACCGURCGGCACCUGCUGACCCACCGAGCCGGGCUCUCGAACGCCUACCCGGAGGACGCUACCCUCGACACGCUGCUCGAWUGGUCCGAGAUGACCAGAUUCAUGGCGGAAGACGCCCAGCCGAGCCACGAACCCGGAACAGAAACCCUGUACCACGCCCUGACGUAUGCCUGGUUGGUGGGGGGACUCAUCGAGGCGGUGACCCACCGGCCGUACGAGGAAUUCUUUGACGAACUGUUUCGCUCGCACACCUCGUUGGGAACAGACCCAACCACGCAGAGGCUGUUUUUGGCCGGUAUUUCCCGGGACCUGGAGUACGAGCGAGAACUAGCGGUKCUCUCGAUGAAUCGGAGCGGCAACCAACGGCAAGAAGGGAGGGAUACACAACRCCGUUCCACACGGAACAAGGAACGCGCCGCGGCUCCGAACGCGGAAACUCAAGAACGGGCCGAGAAAACCGAGGAAGAACGCAAAAAGGAAGCCAAGAAGAUGCUGGCAAAGUACCGCGGGAUGCAGCACCUCAUGAACCCGUCGGUCUUCAACAUGAAGAAGGUCCGAGAGGCGAAGCUUCCCUCGGCAAACGGGCACGCUUCGGCAUCCGCCCUGGCCCACUUUUUCGACGCUUUGGUCCGUCCRGAGGACCCMCUCCUGUCUCCCGGGAUUCUCGCACAGGCGCGAACGCCGUCGUCGUCUUCUUCUUCGUCGGCACCGGAAGUGGGGAACGCCGCCGUCCUGGACGAUGCCUCGUCGGACUUUGGCCUGGGCUUUCAGCUCCACAACUUUGUGCGUUCCGGYGGCGAGCGGGCAACCUCGAUCGGCCACUCCGGGGUGGGUGGCAGUGUGGUGCUGGCGAUCCCGGAAGAACGGGCCGUGGUGGCCCUGACCGUGAACCACCUGAGCAGCGACUGCGUGGCCCGGCAGCGGCUCCUGGGCAUCGUGUUUGACGAACUCGGGUGGCGAGCUCCCCCCAGCAUGCCGGUCCAGCAGAAACCGCAAGAACAACCACAAGCCUAGURGUAUAACCAGCAGAUUGCAGGCAAAGAAAGAGAAGAGUACCAAUGGUCUCUCGCAUCUAGAAAUAGAGAACACAGUUUUUG
This is a messenger RNA of Pseudo-nitzschia multistriata, 3419 nucleotides long. Lineage: Eukaryota; Bacillariophyta; Bacillariophyceae; Bacillariales; Bacillariaceae. The record is from the annotation of a GenBank genome assembly.